Molecule: messenger RNA, 556 nt
Organism: Nicotiana tabacum (common tobacco)
Lineage: Eukaryota; Viridiplantae; Streptophyta; Magnoliopsida; Solanales; Solanaceae
Source: RefSeq, a predicted model, not a curated record
AAAUAAAUACAGGCUGACACGAUCUGAUAAGUUGGCCGAGGCUGAGCGUGAGUAUGAAAUGCUCAAGGCUGAAGGGGAAGAAACAUCAAGAAGAUUUGAUACGAUAGUGAGGCUUAUGAACGAAGAGAUCAUCCGAUUUCAAGAACAGAAGACAUUGGAUAUGGGUCUUGCUUUCCAUGAAUUUGCUAAGGGACAGGCACGGUUAGCAAAUGGCAUAGCAGAUGGAUGGCGAAGUCUUCUUCCCAAGCUCGAAGCUUGCUCUUCAUAAUAGUUUCACAACAAAAUGCGACAAACAUCAGCACAAUCUGCUCUCAACAUGAGGGCGUAAAUGGAAAUUGUUGCGUUGGGUUUGCGAAAGGGUCUUUGAGAAUUGUUAUUGUUGCUGCAGCUUGGUGGUUGUAUGAAUUUGGUUUAGAUACUUGUGUAACUUGUACAGCAGCGAAGAGAAAAUUGAAAAUAGCUUAGAAUUAAUUUGGGUCAAUGUGAUAGACGAAGUUCCAAACACUAAAUAAACUUGUUUACUCCAUAAUUCUAUUCUUCUUUCUCUUAAUCCCAA